This is a messenger RNA of Trypanosoma brucei brucei TREU927, 795 nucleotides long. RefSeq lists its product as hypothetical. Bases 1 to 795 code for a protein of 264 amino acids. NCBI's taxonomy places the organism in Eukaryota, Euglenozoa, Kinetoplastea, Trypanosomatida, Trypanosomatidae. The record is from RefSeq and is a predicted model, not a curated record. The transcript has a single exon.
AUGACGGCGAGCCGUUAUCACCUUCACAUUGUGGACGGCGGUGAUCGCAGCAGCACUGUUACCGCCUCCAUGAUAUUCGCUCAUCUGGCCCUACGGUGUGGGCAGUUACGGAACUAUCUUUUGGUAAGUGCCAGCAGCACUGAUGUUAAAAAGAACCGCGAUGCGGCAAACCCCAAUCGACUUGCCUCAUCUCUUGGGGGAUCGUCAGCAGGCGGCACACGACCGACUUAUGUUGGAACAAGUGAUGCUGGAACUGAUGAUCAACUUCUGCUAGCUGGGGAAGCUCUUCUACGUGGGGAGGGGCUUUCACACAAUGGCAUUAGCGACGAAAGCUCGUGGGGUGAAGUUCUUUCUUCCCUAAAGGAUCGUAUCAUACCUUAUGAAAGUUUUAGCCGCAGUUUCGCUGAAUCGGAGGUAUCUCUCGCAAUGUCGGAGGGGCCUUACUUUGAUUUUAUAGCCACUGCAGAUGUGGCCAGUUUUGAUUACCUGCUGGACUAUUAUUUGGGUCCAUGCCUGCGCAGUGCCAAGAAGGGGCAGCUGGGGGUAGGAAGAUACGGUGGGCUUCCGGAAAAGCGGGACCGGAGGAUCGGUCUCAUUCAUAUUCUUUGUGGUGAGCCAGUUCGUGCAGGGUACUUACUUCAACGUUUUAUGGAGCUACUUCUGGAAAUAGAUACAAAGUCAGCGGCUGGGGAAAGUGGAAAGGCUGGCGAAGAGGCAUGGAUUAAUCGUGUGGACCACGUUGUUUUACAAAUGUAUCAACUUCUCAGUGUGGAUGUGCUCUUUACUGUGGUGUAA